UCACACUCUACUCAUACUCGUCAAUUCGAUGUAAUUCCGAGCGGUCGUGUCUCUACAGGGCUCAUUGUAGUUCGCACGAAAGCCCUAAAGUGUUCCCAUUCAAAUGUAGCCCAUUCGUGUUGCUAACACCAAAAGCCAUCAUCUACAUCUUAAGAGGAAAUUCAUGAAAAUAUCGGUCGCGGUCUGAAUAAGUGAUUCGACCAUCGCCACCAGAAAAACAUCAGUCCUAUCCCGAUGGGUUGAGAACGCCGACUCCUUGUGUUUGUGGUCACACCACCGACGCUGGUAUAAGAAAAAGUGUUUAAGAGAAACGUGUGAAAGCACAAAACAAAUCACAAGCAUAUCAAAUGCAGGUUCCGCAACCAACCGGCGGAGAGAAGGAACCGUGAAAACGCGUCAUUAUAACAUCUUUGAUGGUCGCUCUCCCAUUGGAGAAAAUUGUCUACACGCACUGUCACUUCAUUGUUAUUAAAUUCCUAAAUAUCUUCUUCAUUUUAUAAUCUAUCGUUUAUUAUAUCAUAAUGAGCAAAAUUCUUAAAGUGGUCGGCGCCUCCUGGUUGCAAACCAAAAUUAGUUCCUAUAUCUUGGGGUUUCUAGGAAUCCUCGCUAUUCUGGCUCUAUUUGUUGGACAAAUCGAAAGAAUUCAAGAAGACGGGAACUACGCAGCUACAGUUUUUUAUUCAGAGAAGACGGGAUAUAGUAUCGAAUACUGGGGGCAAAGUAACGACCUCAGUGACAUUCCACGAGGAGUCGCCAGAGGUCAUUUCAGAGGCGACAUAGACACUACAGGAUGGUCGUUAUUAGAAGUGGAAACAAACAGUUCAUAUCCGGAUGAGGUCCAAGCUUAUGCGGCUGGUAUUGUGGAAGGAGCCCUAACCUGGUACCUUAUACAUACACACUUGGAAAACACAAUCCGAGCUCAAUGCGAAGAUCGACCCAUUGAAAAGCAAUGUGAUAAGUUGAAGGAUGCUUUGGACAAAUCAGCUAAUAUAUGGAAAACAUAUGCUGCGGAUAGAAGUGCGUCUGAUCCGUUUUGGCAUCACGUGUCACUACAUUACACCCAAAUUGGAGGUAUUUUCACGGGAUGGAAGCAUGGCGUUGAGCGAAGUCAGAAUGAAUACGAAACUGAUAUUUCGGAUCUUUACUGGUUGAACUCUAUCUCAGAAGUUGCAGAAAUCCAACAAAAACUCAACAUAUCCCUUGAUGACCCCACAGUUAACAUGCUUCCUAGCUUAUCCAGUGCUUUUAUAAGAAUAGUUAAUGACACAGAAGAUGAAACAGUUAAAAAACUUUACUUGGCACAUAAUACAGCUGCAAGUUACUCAUCAAUGACGCGAAUAAUGAAGAGGUACAAAUUGAACUACCAUACCAUGUCUAAAGAUUCAACACUAGCUCCUGGAAAAGCUGUGGAUUUUUCAGGAUACCCUGGUUCUAUUACGAGCCAGGAUGAGUUCUACGUUAUUAAAGGAAUGAAUCACAGGAUCGCAGUCGCCGGAACAACAAUAAAGAACUACAACAGUAAACUUUGGAAGGAUGUUAACAUUACAGAACAGAUUCCAAUGGGUCCCCGCAUAAGUGCAGCUAAUCGUCUCGCCACAAACGUUAGUUCUUGGAGUCAUGUCCUUGCGAAAAGCAAUUCAGGAACAGCUUGCAAACAGUGGCUCGUCUUGGAUUACAAUAAGUUUGAUCAAUUACAAAAUUUCCACGAAGAUAUCCCGAAGCAGGAUAAUAAAGAAGUAAUUAUGGAGACUACGGUCAGCAAUGACACAAGGCACACCAUAGUACAUCGAGCAGGCGCGGACCACACCAAGGGUUUGUUCUGGCUGAUCGAACAAGUACCUGGACGGACACAUUCCGCAGAUCUAUCAGAUGUUCUAUUGGAACAGACAUAUUGGGCUACGUAUGGACUGCCUCAUUUCCCUGAUAUAACGGAAAUCACAAAAGUCAACAAAAUGGAAGAAAUGUACGGACGGUUAUUUUCGGAAUCUGAUUCACCACGAGCUGUUACUUUUAAACGAGGCUACAAGAAUGCUACAUCCUUAGAAAGCAUCUUAAAACUUAUGAGACUGAACAAUAUUACUGCUAAUAUAUCAAGUAAUGACACUUGUGAGAAAAAGAAGUGUCUUUACGAGGAAAUCAGUUAUUCCGUGCCAGGAGUACGAGGUGAUUUAGUUGGAAAGCUCAAUGAGGCCUAUGGUGUGAUUGAUACUAAAGUCGUCAGAGGAAGCACAAUCAACGCUACAUUACAAUUAGUUGCUAUAUCCAGUCCACCGUUCACGGAGGCAAACGCCACGAAAAUACCUAUAAACAAGGGAAAUAUUGCUUCAAUUUACACCGAUAAGUUCGAUGAUGUGCCCAUGCUUAACGGCCUUGAAAUCAGAGAUCUUGUCAAACAAAGACGCCAAGAAGAGGAAGAAAAAUCCCUUAAAAUGUUAAACAAAGAUGUCAUCAAACCGUUUCAAUGGUCUGAAAGUGAAUUUGAUAAAGACGCACAUGAAGGCCUACCUGACGUCUGGAAUUUCGGACCGUUUGUGCCAAAUUGGUCUUGGUGAAUCUCAUAGCCAAAUGCAACAUACAUAAUAACUAUUUACCUUUUACCAUUUUAGCUCAAAUUACACAAGUGCCUAGUUCGUGAAAAUAUAUCCGUCCAGACAGUCUUGUUAAUUAAUUGCUUAAUUUCAUUACAUGAUUCAUUCCUAGUGGACCUUUCAUCAACUAUAAUUUUAUCCUCAUUUUUUUGCGUUCUUGAAUUCAUUUUGUCGUAACGUAAUUUAAUACCUUAUUAAAAUAAUUUAAUUUUUAACAUUGAAAGUAGGUACCAAUAAUAAUUUAUACCGUGUAUUUGUCUUUAUUCCUGUGUUUGUCAAAUUUAUGUUUAAAAGUCCUA
Zerene cesonia (dogface butterfly) is the source of this 2887-nucleotide messenger RNA. RefSeq names its product putative phospholipase B-like lamina ancestor (gene lama). The coding region runs from base 522 to 2552 and encodes 676 amino acids. Gene Ontology annotation, molecular function: glycerophospholipase activity. Gene Ontology annotation, cellular component: extracellular region. Gene Ontology annotation, biological process: phospholipid catabolic process. NCBI's taxonomy places the organism in Eukaryota, Metazoa, Arthropoda, Insecta, Lepidoptera, Pieridae. The transcript is spliced from 11 exons. The record is from RefSeq and is a predicted model, not a curated record.